Molecule: messenger RNA, 1050 nt
Organism: Strongylocentrotus purpuratus (purple sea urchin)
Lineage: Eukaryota; Metazoa; Echinodermata; Echinoidea; Camarodonta; Strongylocentrotidae
Gene: psmg2
Product: proteasome assembly chaperone 2
Exons: 7
Coding region: 73-912 (279 amino acids)
Biological process (GO): proteasome assembly
Cellular component (GO): nucleus; cytosol
Source: RefSeq, a predicted model, not a curated record
UGGUGUAGAAACAAAUCAGAAAAGAAAAUUGUCCUUUUAGUUUUAGAAAAUCACGAGAUUUUGAUCUAGAAAAUGUAUUUCAAUUCAGUUGGAGUUCCAGAAUGUCCAAACUGGACAGGAUUCAGUCUGAUUAUGCCUGCUGUUUCAGUAGGGAAUAUAGGACAACUGACCUGUGACCUACUUAUCAACACUCUCAAGCUAACAAAGAUGGGUUGUUUCUCAGACCAGUCUCUACAACCUCUCUGUGGAAAUGAUGCAUUCCAUUCUACAGGAAUUGCAGCUGGAAAAUUGGUCACUAGUGCUGAAGUUUUUGAGUCACAGGAAAAGAAAAUAGUUGUGAUCCAACAGAGGGCUGCUCUUGUACAGGGGAGAGCUGGUGAGUUUAGGAGAAAGCUGAUAGAGUGGAUCAAAGAGAAAGGCUUCUCUAGGGUCAUUUUGAUCACAUCUUGUUUUGCUUACGAGAAAACAGAUGCUAUCAUUCAGAGCAACACAUGUAGGUAUCUCAUGACGCCAUCCCUAGAGGCAAAGAAAGAUGAGUUUGUGUCAAACCUCCUCAAGUAUCCUCAGCUGGAGAAGAAACCUGCAGAGGAGGGUUUGGAGUUGCCUAGGCAACCGGAUGACAUUCCAGAGGCAGCACGAGACAUCCGUCUUUCUGGAGGAGGCAUUGCUAAAAAGCUCUUUAUUGAUUGCUGUAAGGAGGAUGUACCUAUGGCUGUGUUACUCCUAUUCUGUGCAGAAGGAGACAACACACCCCACGCGAUGAUGAUGGCUUCAUUCACCAAUGCCCUUCUUCAUCUCAUUCCAGAGCCCACCAAGCUCCCUGCUGGUACGCCGCCAUGGAAAGCCAUGUGGAGACCUCCUGCCUCCUGGACAAUGCUUUUUGGAGGCCCAGUCGAUCCAACCAUUUACUGAUUCUACACGCUCCACCCAUUCUCUCUUUUUUCCUCUCUCCAUCUCAUAUCGUGUUAUUCAUCUUUCGCUCUCAAUUUAUAAAUAAAAUUUCAAACUGAUACAAUAUUUCAUGUAUUUAUCUUCUAUCUAUAAAAAAAA